Moneuplotes crassus is the source of this 450-nucleotide messenger RNA. NCBI's taxonomy places the organism in Eukaryota, Ciliophora, Spirotrichea, Euplotida, Euplotidae. The record is from the annotation of a GenBank genome assembly.
AUGGGUGCCAAGACCAAUAAGACUAAUAAGUCCAAGAAGAGAGGCAAGCAAGUCAAGGUUGAAGAAGAGAAGUCAGAGUACUAUGUCUCAGGUAUUAGUGACGGAGCGAUCAAGAGACUUGCCAGAAGAGGCGGCAUCAAGAGGAUGGGAAGAGAGGUAUACUCACAAGCUAGAGAGGUCUUCCUCAGAUUUAUAAACAGGCUUGUCGAAGACUCAUGGAGUUACUGCGAAUGCGCCAGAAGAAAGACCAUCCUUCCUAUUGAUGUUGUGUACGCUCUCAGAAGACAUGGCAGAAAUUUGUAUGGAUAUGUCUAUGAUGCUGAAGUUAAGGGAUAUCAAGGUAUCACCCACGCUUCUGAUGACUAAGAAGUUACCAAGCAUGGUGAUAGAGAAUGCUAAGAAUGCUCAGUGACUAUUUCCUUCUCUCCAUAAUGAUUUUGAAAUACUUGC